Molecule: messenger RNA, 1140 nt
Organism: Sander lucioperca (pikeperch)
Lineage: Eukaryota; Metazoa; Chordata; Actinopteri; Perciformes; Percidae
Gene: mmadhcb
Product: metabolism of cobalamin associated Db
Exons: 8
Coding region: 265-1140 (291 amino acids)
Biological process (GO): cobalamin metabolic process
Cellular component (GO): mitochondrion
Source: RefSeq, a predicted model, not a curated record
CAGCGCAUGCGCGAAUUCAAGGUGAAUCUCGCAUGGGGGAGUUUAGCUGCUACGGUCGCGGUAAAUCUAGUUUUUAAUGAGUUCGGUUACCAUAAACAUCUUGAAGAGUAAUAAAACAUCGCGUGCCGCUAUCUGAUAGAAGUCUAAUGUCUUUGUAUUUCGGUGUUGUGUAUGUGAAUGAACGCUAAUUAUCGCUGCCAUCUCCUUUGAACUUUAUAACGUUAGAAACAGACCGGUACACUGCAAGACAGCAGACCCUCCACCAUGGCCAGGGUGCUGUGCAGCAAAGCCAGGCUGGUCACAUAUCUCCCAGGGUUCCAUGUGUUGCUGCGCCGUGUGGCUGGAGCCAGAGCCUUCUCUACUGCUGGGUCCAUCUCGGCCACCCCCCCCUCUGACAUGGCCUCAGGGCUGCAGACGGUGUGGCCUGACGACAGCAUGGGGCCGUUUGGACCCCAGGACCAGCGCUUCCAGCUGCCCGGUAACGUGGGCUUUGACUGCCACCUGGAAGGAUUAGCCGAGCAGAAAAGGAGCCUGGCGCACAAGACGCUCCCUGACGUGCUGUCCUCCCCGUCCAGCAGCGAGAGACACGAGUUCAUCCUGGCCCAGUUCAUCCCAGAGUUCUUAGCGAAAGAUGAGCCAGCCUCGUCUCCUAAUCCAGCUGACCAGUACUUUGACGUCUCCAGUCUGGAGUGUGCCGUUCAGUCGUGCCCUGAACUACUAAAGCAAGAUUUCCAGUCCAUGUUUCCUGAGGCGCCGUCGUCUGGGAUGAUGGUUGUCACGGUGACCCAGAAGAGCCAGAACGAUAUGACAGCAUGGAGCGCCGAGGUGGAACAGGAGAGGGAACACAUGCUCGGCAAGUUUGUUGAUGGUGCGAAGGAGAUCUGCUGCGCUCUGCAGAGAGAAGGAUUCUGGGCCGACUUCAUCGAGCCAUCCUCUGGCCUGGCGUUCUUCGGCUCGUACACCAACAACACACUGUUUGAGACGGAUGAGCGCUACCGCCACCUGGGCUUUCAGAUCGAGGACCUGGGCUGCUGCAGAGUGAUCCGACACUCUGUGUGGGGGACACACGUGUUUGUGGGGACAAUAUUCACCAACGCACCACCCAGCAGCCCUGUUAUGAAGACGCUGCAGGGCAGCUGA